Symphalangus syndactylus (siamang) is the source of this 2843-nucleotide messenger RNA. RefSeq names its product opioid growth factor receptor (gene OGFR). The record is from RefSeq and is a predicted model, not a curated record. Gene Ontology annotation, cellular component: membrane. Gene Ontology annotation, molecular function: opioid growth factor receptor activity. Lineage: Eukaryota; Metazoa; Chordata; Mammalia; Primates; Hylobatidae.
GCUGGGGCUGGGGCUGGGGCCCGGGCCGGGUUUGGCCUGGGAGGCUUCGCUUCUGCACCUGCGGGAGCCCGGGGCAGGCUGACGGGGCCUCCGCUUGUUACUUUUGUUACCGCCGGGCGCCUGUCAUCGCCGGGGUUACUUUUGUUGCCGCGCUGGGAACGCCACGCUGUCGCAGUCCGGCCCCCUGUCGGGGAGCUGGGAUUUAUUUGGGAGCGUCCUUGCAGCCGAGCUGCCCGGGUUGUGGAGGGCCGGGAAGUGUCUGGAACUCCGAACCGUAGGCUCCGCAUGGAUUCUUCCCUUGGCACCCAGCACUGUUUGCGUUUGCGCCUGGCCAUGAUGGAGUGGGCAGUGAGAGAGCACGGAGGGGCUCGGCCAUGUCGCCGGGAGGGCAGCGGCCAGGCAGGCUGGACAGGGGGGCGGGGUCUGGCUCUGUCCCACAGGACGGUGUGAUCUCUGGGUGGGCUCUGACGGGCUUUCCUCACUGGGGUUCCUCAGGCCACUCAUGAAGCGGUGCUCAGAGGCCCUGACCAUCCUGCCAGGCGCCUGUGACCCCUGACCUCUUCCCUCUGCCUCCUGCUGUGGCUUCUGUCCACAAGCCCCUCCCCUUCCCCUUUAGACCCCUCAGGCCUCCCCAGCUGCCUGCGCUGGACCCUGGCGGGGCUGUUUCACUUUUUCCUGGGCAGUGUCAUGUAUGCACCUGUGGGCUGACUGUGUGGUCACAUCCAGUCAGGACCCAGCCUCCAGAAGUGACCCAGGGAGGCUCCCGCUGGCCCCAGGAAGGAGAAGUAGAAACUGAUGGCCAGGUGGGGCGAGAGAAUCACACCAGCAGCCCUGUUGAGAAAUCAGGCUGAGAGGCCGAUGGCGGUGGCUCAGGCCUGUAAUCCCAGCACUUUCGGAGGCCUGGGCAGUCGGAUCACCAGAGGUCUGGAGUCCAAGAUUAGCCUGGCCAACAAGUCCAGAAUGACAGGGUCCCGAAACUGGCGAGCCACGAGGGACAUGUGUAGGUACCGGCACAACUACCCGGAUUUGGUGGAACGAGACUGCAAUGGGGACACACCAAACCUGAGUUUCUACAGAAAUGAGAUCCGCUUCCUGCCCAACGGCUGUUUCAUUGAGGACAUUCUUCAGAACUGGAGGGACAACUAUGACCUCCUUGAGGACAAUCACUCCUACAUCCAGUGGCUGUUUCCUCUGCGAGAACCGGGAGUGAACUGGCAUGCCAAGCCCCUCACGCUCAGGGAGGUGGAGGUGUUUAAAAGCUCCCAGGAGAUCCAGGAGCGGCUUGUCCGGGCCUACGAGCUCAUGCUGGGCUUCUACGGGAUCCGGCUGGAGGACCGAGGCACGGGCACCGUGGGCCGAGCACAGAACUACCAGAAGCGCUUCCAGAACCUGAACUGGCGCAGCCACAACAACCUCCGCAUCACACGCAUCCUCAAGUCGCUGGGUGAGCUUGGCCUCGAGCACUUCCAGGCGCCGCUGGUCCGCUUCUUCCUGGAGGAGACGCUGGUGCGGCGGGAGCUGCCGGGUGUGCGGCAGAGUGCCCUGGACUACUUCCUGUUCGCUGUACGCUGCCGACACCAGCGCCGCCAGCUGGUGCACUUUGCCUGGGAGCACUUCCGGCCCCGCUGCAAGUUCGUCUGGGGGCCCCAAGACAAGCUGCGGAGGUUCAAGCCCAGCUCUCUGCCCCGUCCGCUGGAGGGCUCCAGGAAGGUGCAGGAAGGAAGCCCCAGGGACCCCGACCAUGAGGCCAGCACCCAGGGUCGGACCUGUGGGCCAGAGCAUAGCAAGGGCGGGGGCAGGGUGGACGAGGGGCCCCAGCCACGGAGUGUGGAGUCCCAGGAUGCGGGACCCCUGGAGAGGAGCCAGGGGGAUGAGGCAGGGGGCCACGGGGAAGAUGGGCCGGAGCCCCUAAGCCCCAAAGAGAGCAAGAAGAGGAAGCUGGAGCUGAGCCGGCGGGAGCAGCCACCCACAGAGCCAGGCCCUCAGAGUGCCUCAGAGGUUGAGAAGAUCGCUCUGAACUUGGAGGGGUGUGCCCUCAGCCAGGGCAGCCUCAGGACGGGGACCCAAGAAGUGGGCGGUCAGGACCCCGGGGAGGCAGUGCAGCCCUGUCACCAACCCCUGGGAGCCAGGGUGGCCGACAAGGUGAGGAAGCGGAGGAAGGUGGAUGAGGGUGCUGGGGACAGUGCUGCGGUGGCCAGUGGUGGUGCCCAGACCUUGGCCCUUGCCAGGUCCCCUGCCCCAUCGGGGCAUCCCAAGGCUGGGCACAGUGAGAAUGGGGUUGAGGAGGACACAGAAGGUCGAACGGGGCCCAAAGAAGGUACCCCUGGGAGCCCAUUGGAGACCCCAGGCCCCAGCCCAGCAGGACCUGCAGGGGAUGAGCCGGCCGAGAGCCCAUCAGAGACCCCAGGCCCCAGCCCAGCAGGACCUGCAGGGGACGAGCCAGCCAAGGCAGGGGAGGCAGCAGAGGUGCAGGACGCAGAGGUGGAGCCUUCUGCCAAAUCUGGGAAGCCUUAAGGAAAGGAGUGCCCAUCGGCGUCUUGGCCCUCCUGGCCCUGCUGCAGGGGCCGGGGCCUCCGGAGCCGCUGCGGGCUCCCCUCAGGCUCUGCUCCGUGACCCGUGACCCACAGUGAUGGCCACUAUAGCAGCCACCAGAAGCUGCAAGGCCCUCAGGGAAGGCCAAGGCCUGCAGAAGCCUCCUGGCCUGGCUGUGUCUUCCCCACCCAGCUCUCCCCUGCGCCCCUGUCUUUGUAAAUUGACCCUUCUGGUGGGGGCUGUGGGCAGGGCUGCUUUUCUUAGUCUGGUGCCAAGCAAGGCCUUUUCUGAAUAAACUCGUUUGACUUUGA